Colossoma macropomum (tambaqui) is the source of this 1948-nucleotide messenger RNA. It is a transcript of the gene kcnj19a, whose product is annotated as potassium inwardly rectifying channel subfamily J member 19a. Bases 1 to 1542 code for a protein of 513 amino acids. Gene Ontology annotation, cellular component: plasma membrane. Lineage: Eukaryota; Metazoa; Chordata; Actinopteri; Characiformes; Serrasalmidae. The record is from RefSeq and is a predicted model, not a curated record. The transcript has 3 exons. Gene Ontology annotation, biological process: potassium ion import across plasma membrane; regulation of monoatomic ion transmembrane transport. Gene Ontology annotation, molecular function: G-protein activated inward rectifier potassium channel activity.
AUGGCUGCUCUCCGGCGCAAAUUCGGCGAGGACUACCAGGUGGUGAACACCAACCGAGGCGCUCCGUUCUCGGCGCCCGCGAGGAAGAAGCGGCAGCGCUUCGUGGAGAAGAACGGGCGCUGCAACGUGCAGCACGGGAACCUCGGCGGAGAGACGAGCCGCUACCUGUCCGACCUCUUCACCACGCUGGUGGACCUCAAGUGGCGCUGGAACCUCCUCAUCUUCAUCCUCACGUACACGGUGGCGUGGCUGGUGAUGGCCUUCAUGUGGUGGGUGAUCGCCUACAUCAGAGGAGACCUCAACCACGGCCACGACGCCUCGUACACGCCGUGCGUGGCCAACGUCUACAACUUCCCCUCCGCCUUCCUCUUCUUCAUCGAGACCGAGGCCACCAUCGGCUACGGCUACCGCUACAUCACGGAGAAGUGCCCCGAGGGCAUCAUCCUCUUCCUCUUCCAGUCGCUGCUGGGCUCCAUCGUGGACGCCUUCCUCAUCGGCUGCAUGUUCAUCAAGAUGUCGCAGCCCAAGAAGCGCGCGGAGACGCUCAUGUUCAGCCAGGACGCCGUGAUCUCGCAGCGCGACGGCAAGCUGUGCCUCAUGUUCCGCGUGGGCAACCUGAGGAACAGCCACAUGGUGUCCGCGCAGAUCAGGUGCAAACUCAUCAAGUCUCGUCAGACCCCCGAGGGUGAGUUCUUACCGCUGGAUCAGUGUGAGCUUGACGUUGGUUUUGGGACGGGAGCUGACCAGCUCUUCCUCGUCUCUCCUCUGACCAUCUGCCACGAGAUCAAUCCCAAAAGCCCCUUCUUCGAUCUGUCCCAGCGAUCGCUAAUGAACGAACAGUUUGAGAUCGUCGUUAUCUUAGAGGGCAUAGUGGAGACCACAGGUAUGACAUGCCAGGCACGCACCUCCUACACUGAAGACGAGGUGCUGUGGGGUCAUCGCUUCUUGCCAGUCAUGUCUCUGGAGGAGGGCUUUUUCCGAGUGGACUACUCACAGUUCCACAGCACCUUUGAGGUGCCCACGCCACCCUAUAGCGUCAAAGAGCACGAGGAGAGGAGCUCGCUCCCCUCCCCUCUGGUCACGCCCCACCGUGACCGGGUCUUCUCCGUCAACUGCUUGGAGCUUGGUGAGGAGCGUGCCGGCCAGGGCAGCGGCAGCGCCUCCUGCAGGCUCCCCAGCAAACUCCAGCGCAUGAGCUCAUCCGGCAAAGAGGAUCUUCAGAGGAAGGUCCUACGUCUAUGUUCGCAGCCUUCAGAGAAAGCGUCCAGCACUGGAGAUCUGCCCCUGAAGCUGCAGCGGUUGGGCUCUGGCCCAGCGCAGGGAGACGGCGACAGCCGCUUCCACCUCAAGGCUCUGAAAGUGGGCUUCGAACCCAUGACCAUGUCCACAGGAGAUCUCCACCAGAGGAGCUUGCCCCCUACUCCAGCACCUGUCCCUACACACCCUCACGCGCCUCUACAUUCACCUCUGCCCUCCACAGCAGGGGGGCGGCCUGAGGACAACCUGCCUGCCAAGCUGCGGAGGAUGAACGCUGACCGUUGAGGUCGGCUGGACACCUGGUCUGGUGGAAGUUGUUCUUUGCUGCUGAUCUGAGAUCAGAUUUGUGCAGCAGUCAUAGGUCAGAUUUGGUGGGACAGGCUGGUCCUGGAUCAGCAUAGAAAGAACAACUUCUAACCAGAAUUAGCAAAUAUAUGGAAUGGAUGUCCAGAAGUCAUGGAUAGACUUUGAAUAGCAUCCUGAUGGUGCAUGUGGUGAAUGCGAAGGACAGAAACAAGAGGGGACUGCAAGGAAGCUGAGACGUGCAAAGACUGAUCCAUGCAUGACGGGAGAGGGUUAUUUAGUUUGAAUAUGUGGUCGUUAGGGGUGUCACGAUUCACAUAUAAUUUGUUUUCCUGAUAUGAGGAUUGCACUGUGAAUCAAAUACAAUUAAAUUCUAUUUGCAUUAUCA